CGUGUUACCAAUGAAAGCCACUAUGUAGUGUUAAUCGAACCUUCUCCGCUCUAUAGGAGGCUUCCGGCGAAAUUAGAAUUUUGAAAGUUUUGAUUAAUCUGAACGCAAUCGAGUUCCUUCCUACAGUUGCGCGAGCGUUCUUCGAAGAGUUCUAAGUUGAUCGAUCCCCGAUUUGAUAACAAGGUGUUUUAUCAGGAACCCUAAUUUGUGUUUUCUCCUGUGUAAAAAGCUUCUGUUGGGCGUCGUCGAAGGUCAGUUCGUGAUUCUGAGUUUGUAGACCUUUUCGUUUUAGAGCUCUCCAGAAUUGUAAUUGCGCUUCUGCUUACUGUUGAGACUCCGUUGCCGUUUAUUGAGGAUAAGGCUUUCUGAAGUUUUGUAGCUUUUGAGCCUUGAGAGUUUUGGUUUCUGUUAGCAGUUUGGAACGAUUCUAAGAUAAUGUCUGGUAGAAAUCGAGGACCUCCUCCUCCUUCGAUGAAAGGUGGGUCUUACAGUGGCUUACAAGCUCCGGUUCAUCAACCACCUUUCGUUAGAGGCUUGGGAGGAGGAACAGUGCCUCCUCCACCUCAUCCUUCUAUGAUUGAUGAUAGUAGAGAAACUCAAUUCAGAGUUGAUGCAAGAGGUCUUCCUCCACAGUUUUCUAUCAUGGAGGAUCGUCUUGCUGCUCAGAACCAAGAUGUUCAGGGCUUACUUGCUGAUAACCAGAGGGUGGUUGCAAUUCAUAUCGCCCUGAAACAGGAACUUGAAGUUGCUCAGCACGAAUUGCAAAGAGUGAUGCAUUACAUUGAUUCCUUGAGAGGUGAGGAAGAGAUCAUGAUGAGGGAGAUGUAUGAUAAAUCUAUGCGAUCUGAAAUGGAAUUGCGUGAAGUUGACGCUAUGCGAGCUGAGAUUCAAAAGAUCCGUGUGCAUAUUAAAGACUUAACUUCGGGUAGGCAAGAACUUACCAGCCAGGUUCAUGUGAUGACUCAAGAUUUGGCUAGACUUACAUCAGAUUUGCAGCAGAUACCAACACUAACUGCAGAAAUUGAGAACACAAAGCAAGAGUUGCAAAGAGCUAGAGCGGCUAUUGAUUAUGAGAAGAAAGGGUACGCGGAAAAUUACGAGCACGGCAAAAUUAUGGAGCAUAAAUUAGUUGCAAUGGCUCGCGAACUGGAGAAGCUUCGAGCAGAGAUUGCUAACUCAGAGUCGAGAGCUCAUGCAACUGGCCCUUUUGGGAAUCCUGGUGGAGUUGCCUAUGGCGGUGGCUAUGGAAAUCCUGAGGCUGGGUAUCCUGUGAAUCCUUAUCAACCCAACUAUGUCGUGAAUCCAGCACAAGCAGGCGUUGCUGGCUAUUAUCCUCCUCCUUACGGACCACAGGCUGCGUGGGCUGGCUACGAUCCGCAGCAGCAACAGCAGCAGCCUCAACCGCCGCCACAAGGACAACAAGGACAUCGAUGAAAAAGUCGUCCAUUUUUCCGGCAACUCAUGAAAUUACUUUUUGUAACUUUUACUCUGACUCUUGGGGAUGAUGAUCAUAUGAUUGUGAACAAGCGAUAUUCAGCAGCGCUAGUUGUUAAUUAAGAAAAACAUGAAAGCCCACAGUUUGUUUUAUAAAAAAUAAGCCCAUUAAGGUCUUAAA
This is a messenger RNA of Capsella rubella, 1615 nucleotides long. RefSeq names its product protein FLX-like 1. The transcript is spliced from 4 exons. The coding region runs from base 436 to 1434 and encodes 332 amino acids. The record is from RefSeq and is a predicted model, not a curated record. NCBI's taxonomy places the organism in Eukaryota, Viridiplantae, Streptophyta, Magnoliopsida, Brassicales, Brassicaceae.